Drosophila subpulchrella is the source of this 26115-nucleotide messenger RNA. RefSeq names its product myosin light chain kinase, smooth muscle (gene Strn-Mlck). Gene Ontology annotation, molecular function: protein serine/threonine kinase activity; protein binding; ATP binding. The transcript is spliced from 28 exons. NCBI's taxonomy places the organism in Eukaryota, Metazoa, Arthropoda, Insecta, Diptera, Drosophilidae. Gene Ontology annotation, cellular component: nucleus. Bases 16 to 25782 code for a protein of 8588 amino acids. Gene Ontology annotation, biological process: protein phosphorylation; intracellular signal transduction; positive regulation of apoptotic process. The record is from RefSeq and is a predicted model, not a curated record.
UAGCGAGACCUGAGCAUGGAAAGAUCGCCAGCAGCCAAUGCCGCGGAGCCUCCUGGCGAGGACGGAGGAUUCGAGGCGGACCAGCGCCGACCACCUCGCAUCACGUUCAGCGAUAACUCCAGCUCCCUGAUCCGCUGCAUCCCCAACGAACGAGCCACCUUCUUCGUGAAGAUCGACUGCGCCGAGGAGGAUGAGCCGGAACUGCUGCCCUUCAAAUUCGAGUGGACCCGAGGCGAUAUUCCCAUCGAGAACUCUGACCGCUUUCGCAUCACGGCCACCAGCAAUGCCGUUCAGUUGGCCGUGGAGCAUGUGCAGCGGGAGGAUGCCGGCCACUACACGCUGUUCGCCCGGACGAAGAGCCAGGAUGUGGUGCGCAGGCACGUGGAGCUCAUCGUGGAGGACAGAUCCACGGGCGACGAUCCGCCGGUGUUCCUGCGCCGCCUGCUCGACCUUUCUGUAAAAGUGGGCACCCGGACACGCCUCCUGACCGAAAUACGCAGCUCCACAGAUCUUAAGCUAACCUGGUACAGAAACGACCGAAGGGUGUGUGCGAAUGACCGCAUCACGGAGGUCAAUGAGGGCACCUUCCACUAUCUGGAGGUCAGUCCCGUGACGCUGGAUGACGGUGGUCAGUGGAUGCUCAUGGCGGAGAACUUUGGCGGACGCAACUCCUGCCUGGGAACGCUGAACGUCUUGGUGCCGAAGGCCUACAAAGCCCCAGAGUUCGUGGAGGAGCUGCGUGCCGUGCUGACGGAGCAGGGAACCGUCUCGCUGGAGUGCAAGGUGGUGGGCGUGCCCACGCCCCAUUUGCGCUGGUUCAAGGACUCCAAGGAGAUCAAGGCGGGCGACAUCUUUGCCCUGACCGCCAACGCUGAUGACCCCACCUCACUGGGCACCUACACCUGCGAGGCACGCAACUGCAUGGGCGUCACCUACUCCAGCUCCAAGGUGCAUGUGGUGGGACGUGGGAGUCGCGAGGGGUCCCUUAAGCCGGCGGACAGCGUGGCGAGCAAUGCGCCACCUCCGAUAUUCACGAACGAACUGCGGGACAUGAGCCUCCUCAUCGGGGAUACCAUCAUUCUCGGCUGUCAAGUGGUGGUACCGCCCUGGCCCAAAAGCGUCUGCUGGUACAAUGCGAACGGACGGGUGGAGACCGCCGAGCGCUACAAACUGAUCGAGGACGGACUGGGCGUCUACAUGAUCGAGGUGAAGCCCUCGGAGUCCUGCGAUGGCGGCGAAUGGAAGUGCGUGGUGACCAGCUUCGAUGGCAGUGUGGGCAUCACAUCGUGCACCGUUGCCAUGGACAUUCCCAGAAACUACCGCAAGCCCAGGUUCAUGGAGAGUCUGCGCGCCGUUCUCACCGAGGAGGGCCUGGUCUCCUUUGAAUGCAAGGUGGUGGGCUUUCCCACGCCCGUGCUCAAGUGGUUCAAGGAUGGCCACGAACUGAAGCCGGGCGAUGUCUACCAGCUGACGGGCACCAACUCAUUGGGCACCUACUGCUGCAUCGCCCGCAACUGCAUGGGAGAGACCAGUAGCACUGCAGUCCUCACCGUGGAGGACAUCCAGAACCAACUCACCGACGAGGAGCGUCUCGUCUUCACCCAGCAAAACCAAAACCAAGCGCCAAAGUUUCUCACUGGACUUAAGAGCACCGAUGCCAAGAUCAACGAACCCUUCCAGUUCAAGGUGGUGGUGAAGGCCACUCCGGAUCCGAUACUUUCCUGGUUCCGUGAUGAGCUGCCCAUUGAUCCGAACGAACGAUAUAAUCAUUACCGGGGCGAAAACGAGGAGUGGCUGUUGGACAUCAAGGCAGUGGAGUUUGUCGAUCAGGCGGAGUGGAAAUGCGUGGCCGUAAAUGAUUUCGGCACCAGUAUUACCUCCUGCUUCCUAAAGCUGCAGAUUCCGCGGCACUACAAGAAGCCCCGCUUCCUGGAGUGCCUCCGAGCGGUGUUGACCGAGGAGGGAGCCGUGAAUCUGGAGUGCAAGGUCAUCGGAGUGCCCCAGCCCGCUCUCAAGUGGUACAAGGAUGGCGUUGAGCUGAAACCGGGGGACAUCCAUCGCAUUAUUUCUGGACAGGAUGGCACCUGCUGCCUGGGCACCUACACCUGCGAGGCACGAAACUGCAUGGGUGUCGUUGCCAGCUCGGCAUCGCUGUUGGGCUUCGAGGAUGCCCAAAAGAGCCAGCAGCAGAAGAGCGAGCAGCUGCACGAGAACGAGCUGCAGAGGAACUACUCCCUGUCCACCAUCCAAGAGGAGCGCACCUCCCAGCUGUAUGAGACGCCUGUCGGUGACAUAACCAUCGAUGACAAGGGCGACGUGUCCUUCUCCUUCGACGGCAAGGAGGUCUCGGUUUCUCUUUACGAGACCCCCGAUCUCACCGAGGAGGAGGCCCUCAAAAUUGUGGAAAUGUAUGCCGAUCAAAUCUCGGAGCAUGUGACGGAGCACAAUAUCGUGGAACUGCCACCGCUGCGUUUCGUUAAGGAGACCUCACAGUCGGGAAAACUUUUGAUGGAAGCCGUGGUCAUUGACAUUUCACCCGAAUAUUUCACAGUCGAAGAUGAUAUGCGUACUGAAGCCGAUAUGGAUGACAUUUCCAUAAACGAGAUCACGGUGCACGGAUCUUCGGGAAGGGAAGAGAAAGUCGACAAGGAGACUCAGCAAUACGUCCAGGAGUCCUUUGACAAAAUGGAAGAGGAGCUAUCGCUCUCAGCUCCGAUUCGAAAGCGGAAGAAGUCCAAGCCCACAGAGACGGAUGAAUUCUUCAGCCUAUCCAAAGCCUCGGCUUCCGGCAGCCAGGGCGAGGAGGAGACAUCCGAUUUGCAAACCUUUGCCAGUGCCCAGAUGUCCGCAUCCCAAAAGGGCGCUUCUGGAGCUCAAACCAGUCCGGAGAAGGACAAAGAUUCUACGGCACCGCCGAAACGGAAGAAGUCAAAGAAACCCACGGACAGUGAUUCCUCCAAGACCACUGAGGAUGAAGCUCGAUUACAGGACAUUUCAGGUGCCGUGGGAGAUGGACUCCUGGUCACACCUUCCUCCCAUGCCAAGGCCGUCACCGACGAGAAUGAGAUCAAUAAAAAUUUGAUUGCCCUCGUUCCGCUGGCGAAACUGCUCAAAGUAAUUGAGAAUCAUUUGACAGCUGUUGAGAAUGAGGUGAUGGAGCAGUCCACCAUGAUGAUGACCCCGUCGGCUGCAGAUCAGAGCAUAGCCAUUAUUCGCAACAUCAUAGAUCCCAUCAAGCAAAUCGAAUCGAAGCUGCGGGUCUACUCUGGCGAAACUCAAAUCGACGCCCUCAUCCAAUCCAUGGACGAGGAUAUUCGCCGGCUGCACAUGGGCCUGCAGGUCAUCGAAAAGUGUGUGGAGAUCGAUGAGACUGGAGCAACGCUCAUUCAGCGCACCAGUGUCUGCAUUAUUGACAGCGUGGCCGACCAAAUGAAACGUGCUCUGGAAGAGCUGAAGAUCGUAAGCAGGAAGUUUGAGUCGGAGUGUCUUCGGGCCCAAAUCGAAUUGACUGCCGACGACAUCCAACAGGGAUUAGAGAUCACGCAGGGCACUAUUAAAUCACAGGCCCUUCUGCAGGAGGCGCAGGAAUUGGAGGCAGCUAAGCAUUUCUCUGAAGCCGUGGAGAAAAUGCAAGAGGUUCCCGAUUCCAUAUCUUUUGCUACUAUAUCGGAGGCCAAUCUUCCCAGCGAAGCAAGCGCUUUGAAAGAGAUUUGCCAACCAGUGGCAAAGAUUCAGGAAGCGCUGGAACGCGUCGAAAUGGAGCUCUCGUUGGAGGAGUCAGAGGAGCAGAUAUAUAAGAAAGUACACCAAAAAGUACUCGAGAGCAUUGUGGAGCCCAUUAAGCAGCUUCAAAGCACGCUGCAGGCAAUCGAGGAUAAGACAGAAUCCCUGGCCGGGUCCGAGUCAAUGGAGCAGAAAAUCAACAUGGCCAUUCUGGAUAUUGUCACCCCACCCCUCUUUGAGCUUAACAAGGGCCUUGAGGUAAUCCUUAACGAAAAAUCAGAUAGUGUGGAGGGAGGAAUGCUGACUGUUAGCACUGUGGAAUCGAUGGUUCCACCUCUGCAGGAGAUUCAAAAUGGCUUGGCGCAACUGGGGCAAGAUCUGGAAAGUGGACAGGCCACCAUGCCUCAGGAGGAGCAUCGAUCUGAGCCGGCACUAGAUGUGGCUGACACCCAGAAACUUUUGCAAUCAUUCGCGCAGGCUGUGUUGCAUUUUGAAACGAACAUCGAGAGGAUCUCUCCCCGACUCUCCUCCAACGUAAAGAUUCGCUUGCUAAACCUAAAGGAUGAACUAUCAGCUUUAAUAAGCACAAUUCUGGAAAGAGACAUAACCGGACAUCAUGUAGAGCUGCUGGAUAGACUGAAGCGGCCCGUCGACGAGCUGAACUACUGCAUUCGACAGACAGAGGUCAAGAAUAUGACCGGUUCCCUGGCCGACCUGAUUGAACCCCUGAGCAUGUUGCAGGAAAACACCCAAAAAGGUCAUGGCCGUUUGCUCACAGCUCGGGAACCCGAUCAGCAAGCUCUUCAAACCCUGGACAACAUACGCAGCAUCAUUCGCAAUGUGGUCAUAGACAUAGAAGAGCACGAAUUUAAGAUUUUGCAGCAGGAGAUUCAGCAGGACGAGGAGCAAGCCUCGCAGCAGCAGGACAAAUCAUUCAGUGCCUUGCGGAAGGUGCUGGAAACAAAGGUGUCUCUGGAGGAGGCAGUGGGCAACAUUGAAACGCUGCAGGAAGCACUAAACAAAAUAAGUGAAAGCCCAAAGGCGUCUGAGAGAGUGAAAACCUCCUCCAAUGAAGCUCAAGUGUACCUACUUCGUAUCCUGCAGAUUGCCAAGGGACUGGCGACAUUUAGCGAGGCAGAGACAACACUCGAUGUCAACGAGGCCAACACAACCAGAAUUCUCUUUGAAUGUGGCAAAAGUUUUGCUGACUUGGCUAAAGCUCUGGACAGUCCCGAUUCUUUGACUGAAAAAGAAUUUAUAAAUGCCCUGAAUCAGUUUGGUGAUAUUGUUGGCCAGCAAAAGCAAUCGAUGGAUGAGAAGCUUUCUAUUGCCAGUCCUCUCUCCAGUCUGAUUCAUGUGCUCGAUAAUCUGAAGCCUUUGAAAGCUUCUAUGGAGGAUUUAUCCACUUUGGAUGAUGUGUCAGUGCUUAAGUCAGCCGCAGAGUCUUUGCCAACUGAACCGGAGGCGGAACCCUUAAGUGCCGAGAAACCCUCGCCCUUUGCUGUCUUACUAUCGGACUUGAACCAAGGAAUUACUUCGGUUCUUUCACACUGUGAAGACCCUGACGUGGUCUCCUUGUCGGGUACAGGUGCCCAGCAUGUCCAGGAAGCCCUCGUCAAGAUGCAAGAACUGCAAAACAGCUUGGCAUUGGUACAGGAAACAAACGUGGUGGAAGCAGCUCAUCCCUUGUCAGAGGCAAGUCAACAGGGCACUUUUGCUGAGGCCCUCUGCAGUUUGGAGCGAUGUGUUCUCCAGGUGGAGGAGUGCAUGGCCCACAGUGGCGUUGAAAGUCUUACUGAUCUUGAAUUGUCCAAACUUAAAGCCUUGGCCACUCCAUUGCGUGAUGUUCGGCAGUACUGCGAACAGAUUGAUGUACAGCUCCUGGAAAAUCUCGCUGAUAUAUCUACGCAGGGGGAUAUAUCCGACUUAAAGAGCAGUGGUCAUCAGCAAACCGUUUCAGAUCAUAUCCAGGAAGUAGCUGUUGUAGAAGAAGAGCCAAAAGUGGAGGUUUUCGACAUACAACAGGGUGUCGCUAGUGGCAUCAAGCAACUAGAGGCUUGUCUAGAAGUCACCCAGACCGAUGCCAACAAAGAGCUACAACAAGUUGGCAAAAUAAUGGAGCAACUAAAGUCGGAUCUAGAGAAUAUUCAGACGGCUCUGGUCACGGAUACCGUUCAGCAGGAAACAGUUCUGGCUCAGGCGGAAAUAGCCCGCACCAUGUUUAGAUUAAAGGAAUCCUUGGUACACACGUAUGAAUCUGGUCUUGUGGAUUCGUUGGAAAACGUGGAAAGUGCCUUUGAAGACAUAUUGCUUUCGUUGCCAAUACUAGAGACUCAGUUAGCAGAGGAAAUGUUUGGCAAAAUCGAAAAAGCCUUCGGUAACUUUGUGGCCUAUUGUGAGCGAUUAGAAGCUGUGGAUCAUCAACAACUUAAAACUCUCAAGAAUCCUAUUGAAAAUCUUGCUCGUUCCAUUGGAGCUGUCGCCACUCAACCCACUGUCGAUGUCGAUAAAUCCUCAGCAGUCGUUGUUCAACUGCAGACCAGUCUGAUGGCAGCUUUUCGAAGUCUAAAUGAAGCUAGCGAGCAGGUCGGUAACGAGGUAUUGGGAGGACUUCUUAAAACCCAAAGUAGCUUAGUGACUGUUUUCGAUUUUAUUGAGAACAAUGACAACACAAUACGAGUUAUAGAACUUCUGCAGGAAAUUGAUUCCAUUACAUCGGAACUGAAGGCAUUAUCUGAAAUUCCUGUUGAGCCUACAGUGCCAAUUGACAUUAGCGUAAUUAUUGAAAACGUUUUGUCUGGAAAAGCUUUCCUCACCGAAAUCGAGGAGGGACUUCAAGCUAAUAGUCCUCAGUGUAUUCUUUUGCUCGAUGAAAACACUGAAGAUAUCGCUCAACUAGAGGCAACACUCGUCCAAAUUGAGAAAGAAAUCCUAUCUCAACCGCAACUCACUCAGAUUACCGCUAAGCAAUUUACUCUCAUAGAUACACUGCAGCUCCAGAUAAGUAUUUUACAGGAAAAGUUAAAAAAACUGAAUGUAUUUCUUUCUGAACUUCAAAGUCAAUCGGAUGUAUCGUCGCCUGAAUCGGCUUUGGAUACUGACUUAGAUAACAAAGAGGGAUCAGGGAGCCAGGAGGACAUUGAACCGGAAGCUAAACGACCCAAACUUUUGGAAAUUGACCAACAACUAGAUUCUGACACUUCUGUUAUCACUCAAGAAGUACCUCCAGAAACUACAGAAGAUAGCAAGAAAUCAAAGAAAAAGGAAUCGGAAACUCAAACGGAAAAUCAGUUGAAAGAAAAGUCAGUUAUUGACCUAAAAGUGACUGAACCGACAUUGGAAAAGGCAAAGAUAGAUAAGAUGGAAAAACCAUCUGAGCUUGCGUCUCAAGUUGCAUCUCCAGAAUGUAUUCUAGAAGCUUUAACGGAGAAGUUAUCCCAAUCUCUUAACAAUAGUGCAAAUAAUGAAGAAAUAAAAUCAAUUAUUACAGAAAGCCAAGAUAUUCUUGAGAAUAUAAAUGAUAUCGACAAAGUUUCAAAAUCUAUAUUCAAAUUAAGGGAGCAUAUAGUUCACACUUAUGAUGGUAAACCCCCAGAGGAACAGACAGACAAAGAACUUGCUGAAGAAAUUAUUGAAUCGCUUUUUGAUGCCUGCCCAGAAGCUACUGAGCAUGUAAUUCAAAACUAUAUUAAAGAAAUUAAAACCAACGUUAUUUUAACAAAGGCUGCAAUUCAACUUAUAGAUGAUAGCAAAAUGUUCACAAAGCCAUCACUACUAGUACCAAAAUUGGUUAAUUUGGAAAGAAUUUCAGAAAAAACUCAAUUGGAACAACAUUUUGAUAAGUCAUCUGAAAAAAUGAUUAGUCUACAGCAGAAUUUGAUGGACAUUUUUAUUAUACUUGAUGAUCUUUUAGAUGAAAAGACGGAAAAAAUAAAUCCUAAGAUAGAAGAAAUAAAGAAAAUAUUGCUAAGCGAAUAUGACUAUAUCGAGAAAAAACAAGGUCAGCUAAAUACGGCUGUAAUUCAUGGACAAAUACAAAUUAUUACUCAAAAAAUUCUUACCAUUUGUGAGGACUUUAAAGAUCUUAUAGAAAAACAAAACCAAAACAAGGAUGAAGCAAUUGAAAUAAAAAUAGCAGAAGAAAAGGCGGAAGACGUGGUAGACCAUUCAGUAACAGAACAGAAGUCUGAGAUCAGCGUUACUGCAAAUAAAUCAGAAAGCGCUAGGGUUUUGGAGAAGCACAUCCUGGAUGAAAUGCAGUUGGAAAUUGAGGUUCAAAAGCAAGCUGACAAAGACUUGGAACAGGAGUCCCAAGAACCAGAAGUAACUGAGGUUGUUGUGGAGAAGGUAUCCGAAGAAAAGAUUGAAGAGCUCAAAAAGACAGAAAUGAAGGAUACAGACACUACAUCAGAGAUGGCCAAGGUUUUGGAGAAACAAAUCUUGGAAGAAAUGCAGUUGGAAGUUAAGGCUCACACACAAGCUGACACAGAUGUCGAACCGAAAUCUCAGAUACCAGAAGUAAGUGAAAUCGUUGUGGAAAAGAUAUCCGAAGAAAAAAUCGCAGAUCCCAAACAGGCUGAAAUAAAGGAUACUGAAACUAAAUCAGAGAAGGUCGAAGCUGUGGAUGAGCAAAUUCUAGCAGAACAGUAUUUGGAUGUUACUACUCAAAAGCAAGAUGACGAACAGAAACCAGAAGCAUCUGAGGUCGUUUCGGAGAAGAUAUCAGAAGAAAUUAUCGAAGAAUCCAAAAAGCCUGAAACAAAGAAAACUGAAACAAAAUCACAGAAAGCUGAAGCUUUGGAAAAACGACUCCUAGAAGAAAAGCAACUGGAAGUUGAGGCUCAAAAACAAGCUGACAAAGAUGUCGAACAGAAACCCCAGAAAUCAGAAGAAUCUGAGGUCGUUGCGGAGAAGAUAUUCCAAGAAAAGAUUGAAGAGCCCAAAAAGCCUGAAAUAAAGGAUGCAGACACUAAAUCAGUGAUGGCAAAGGUUUUGGAGAAACAAAUCUUGGAAGAUAAGCAAAUGGAAGUUGAAGCUCAAAAGCAAGCUGACAACGAUUUUGAACAGAAAUCCCAAAAACCAGAAGUAUCUGAGGUCGUUGCGGAGAAGACAUCCGAAGAAAAGAUUGAAGAACCCAAAAAGGCUGAAAUAAAGGAUACUGAAAUUAUAUCAGAGAAGGCCGAAGAUUUGGAUAAGCAAAUUCUACCCGAACAGCAUAUGGAUGUUGAAACUCAAAAGCAAGCUGACCAAGAUGCCGAACAGAAGCACCAGAAACCAGAAACAUGUGAGGUUAUUUCGGAGAAAAUAUCAGAAGAAAAUAUCGAAGUACCCAAAAAACCUAAAAUAAUGGAAACUGACACCAAAUCACAGAAGGCUGAAGCUUUGGAGAAACGACUCAUAGAAGAAAAGCAAUUGGAAAUUGAGGCUCAAAAACAAUCUGACAAAGAUGUUGAACUGAAAUACCAGAAACCAGAAGUAACUGAGGUCGUUGCGGAGAAGAUAUCGCAAGAGAAGAUAGACGAACCAAAGAAACCUGAAAUAAAGGAUACAGAAAACAAAGCAGAGAAGGCCAAGGCUUUGGAGAAGCAAAUCCUGGAAGAAAGGCUAAUGGAAGUUGAGGCUCAAACACAAGCUAACACAGAUGUCGAACAGAAAUCCCUGAUACCAGAAGUAACUGAGGUCGUUGCGGAGAAGAUAUCCGUAGAAAAGACUGAAGAGCCCAAAAAGCCUGAAAUAAAGGAUACAGACGCUAAAUCAGAGAAGGCCAAGGUUUUGGAGAAACACAUCUUGGAAGAUAAGCAAAUGGAAGUGGAUGCUCAAAAGCAAGCAGACAAAGAUAUCGAACAGAAAUCCCAAAAACCAGAAGUAACUGAGGUCGUUGCGGAGAAGAUAUCCGAAGAAAAGAUCGAAGAUCCCAAAAAACCGGAACUAACGGAUACAGAAACAAAAUCAGAGAAGGCCAAGGCUUUGGAGAAGCAAAUCCUGGAAGAAAAGCAACUGGAAGUUGAGGCUCAAAAGCCAGCUGACAGAGAUGUCGAACAGAAAUCCCAGAAACCAGAAGUAAGUGAAGUCGUUGUGGAAAAGGUAUCCGAAGAAAAGAUCGAAGAUCCCAAAAAGCCUGAACUAACGGAUACAGAAACAAAAUCAGAGAAGGCCAAGGCUUUGGAGAAGCAAGUCCUGGAAGAAAAGCAACUGGAAGUUAAGGCUCAAAAGCCAGCUGACAGAGAUGUCGAACAGAAAUCCCAGAAACCAGAAGUAAGUGAAGUCGUUGUGGAAAAGAUGUCCGAAGAAAAGAUCGAAGAUGCCAAAAAGGCUGAAAUAAAGGAUACUGAAACUAAAUCAGAGAAGGUCGAAGCUGUGGAUGAGCAAAUUUUAGCAGAACAGCAUUUGGAUGUUGCCACUCGAGAGCAUAUUGACAAAGAUGGCCAACAGAAACCAGAAUCAUCUGAGGUCGUUUCGGAGAAGAUAUCAGAAGAAAAUAUCGAAGAACCCAAAAGGCCUGAAAUAAAGGCUGAAGCUUUGGAAAAACGACUACUAGAAGAAAAGCAAUAUGAAGUUGAGGCUCAAAAACAAGCUGACAAAGAUGUUGUACAGAAAUCCCAGAAACCAGAAGUAACUGAGGUCUUUGCGGAGAAAAUAUCAGAAGAAAAUAUCGAAGUACCCAAAAAGCCUGUAAUAACGGAUACAGAAACUAAAUCGGAGAAGGCCAAGGCUUUGGAGAAGCAAAUCCUGGAAGAAAAACAACUGGAAGUUGAGACUCAAAAGCAAGCUGACAGAGAUGUCGAACAGAAAUCCCAGAAACCAGAAGUAACUAAGGUCGUUCCCGGGAAAAUAUCAGAAGAAAAUAUAGAAGAAUCGAAAAAGCCUGAAAUAAAGGAAACUCAAACACAAUCACAGAAGGCGGAAGCUUUGAAGAAGCAAAUCCUAGAGGAAAAGCAAUUGGAAGUUGAGGCUCAAAAACAAGCUAACAAAAUUGUCGAACAGCAAUCCCAAAAACCAGAAGAAUCUGAGGUCGUUGUGGAGAAGAUAUCGCAAGAGAAGAUAGACGAACCAAAGAAACCUGAAAUAAAGGAUACAGAAAACAAAGCAGAGAAGGCUAAGGCUUUGGAGAAGCAAAUCCUGGAAGAAAGGCUAAUGGAAGUUGAGGCUCAAACACAAGCUAACACAGAUGUCGAACAGAAAUCCCUGAUACCAGAAGUAACUGAGGUCGUUGCGGAGAAGAUAUCCGUAGAAAAGACUGAAGAGCCCAAAAAGCCUGAAAUAAAGGAUACAGACGCUAAAUCAGAGAAGGCCAAGGUUUUGGAGAAACACAUCUUGGAAGAUAAGCAAAUGGAAGUGGAUGCUCAAAAGCAAGCAGACAAAGAUAUCGAACAGAAAUCCCAAAAACCAGAAGUAUCUGAGGUCGAUGCGGAGAAGGUAUCGCAAGAGAAGAUAGACGAACCGAAGAAACCUGAAGAAAAGGAUACAGAAAAUGAACCAGAGAAGGCCAAAUCUUUGGAGAAGCAAGUACUGGAAGGAAAACAAAUUGAGGCUCAAAAACAUGCCGACACAGAUGUUGAACAGAAAUUCCAGAAAACAGAAGUAACUGAGGUCGAUGCGGAGAAGACUUCCGAAAAAAAGAUUGAAGAUCACAAAAAGGGUACAGAUACUAAAGCAGAGAACUCUAAGGCAUUGGAGAAGCAAGUCUUAGAAGAAAAGAAAGCGAAAUCUCAAGAAGAAGUACUAAAGACUUUGAACGACAGACUUACGGAUCUAUCACAGGAAGUGAGCUUUAGUAACAAUGAUAUUUUGGCAGAAUGUCAAUAUACUAUCAAUAACCUUGAAGAUAUCAACGCAGUUGCCAAAUUUAUGUUUAAAAUAAGAGAGCACAUAGUUCACGUAUAUUCUGGAACAAAAGCCGCAGAUCAAAAAGGUAAAGAACUUUUUGAAUCAUUUAUUGAAUCGCUGUGCGAUGCCUGCCCUGAAGCAGCUGAGCAAGUUAUACACAAUUAUCUCAAAGAAAUUAAAACUAACGUGAUUUUAACAAAAGCAGCAAUUCAACUGAUCGACGACUGCAAUAUGUUCACCAAGCCAUCAUUAUUAAUCCCAAAGCUUGUAAAUCUGGAGAGAGUUUCCAUGAAAAUUCAAUCGCAAACACAUGUUGAUAAAUCAUCGGGGAAAAUGAUUAGUUUGCAACAGAGCUUAAUGGAUAUUUUCGUUAUCCUUGAUGACUUGUUAGACGAAAAGACGGAAAUAUUGAAACCAAAAAUAGAACAGAUUAAAACCAUAUUGCUUAGCGACUAUGACUAUGUUGAAAAGAAAGAAGGUCAACUACAUACCGCCGUAAUUAAUGGUAAAAUUAAAAUUGUAACGCAAAAUAUUCUGACUGUUAUUGAAGACUUAAAAGAAAUGACAGACAAACAAAGUCAGAAAUCAAUCAAAGAGCUAAAUCAGGGUGAAAAUGUCCAAAAGGAGAUUUCUGCUGGAGAAGAAGAUCAAAAGGGUUUAAAGGUUCUUACCGAUCAGAUAUCCGAAGAAAAGGUGGAAGAAAGUCAAACGACCGAGGUAAUGGACUCUGAAGCUAAGUCUGAGAUAGCAAAGUCCUCGGAGAAGAAACCAAAAGAAGAAGAAAAACUGGAAGACAAAAACCAAAAACAGACUGAGACCGCUGCUGACAAGAAAAACCAAAAGGCAGAGGUUUUCGAGGUUGUUGCAGAAAAUAUAUUCGAAGAAAAGGUGGAAGAAAGCCAAACGACCGAAGUUAAGGACUCUGAAGCUAAAUCUAAGAAAGCAAAGGCCUCGGAGAAGAUACCAAUCGAAGAAGAAAAACUGGAAGGCAGGAACCAAAAACAGACUGAGACCGCUGCUGACAAGAAAGCCCAAAAGGGAGAGGUUUCCGAGGUUGUUGCAGAAAAGAUAUCCGUAGAAAAAGUGGAAGAAAGCCAAACGACUGAAGUUAAGGACUCUGAUGCUAAAUCUAAGAGAGCAAAGGCCUCGGAGAAGAUGCCAAUCGAAGAAGAAAAACUGGAAGACAAAAACCAAAAACUGACUGAGACCGCUGCUGACAAGAAAGCCCAAAAGGCAGAGGUUUCCGAGGUUGUUGCAGAAAAGAUAUCCGUAGAAAAGGUGGAAGAAAGCCAAACGACCGAAGUUAAGGACUCAGAAGCUAAAUCUAAGAAAGCAAAGGCGUCGGAGAAAAAACCAAUCGAAGAAGAAAAACUGGAAGACAAGAACCAAAAACAGGCCGAAAUCGCUCUUGACAAGAAAGCUCAAAAGGCAGAGGUUUCCGAGGUUGUUGCAGAAAAGAUAUUCGAAGAAAAGGUGGAAGAAAGCCAAAAGACCGAGGUUAAGGACUCAGAAGCUAAAUCUAAGAAAGCAAAGGCCUCGGAGAAGAUACCAAUCGAAGAAGAAAAAUUGGAAGACAAAAACCAAAAACAGGGUCAGGUCGAUGUUGACAAGAAAGCUCAAAAGGCAGAGGUUUCCGAGGUUGUUGCAGAAAAGAUAUCUGAGGCAAAAUCUAAGAAAGCAAAGGCCUUGGAGAAGAAACCAAUCGAAGAAGAAAAACUGGAAGACAAGAACCAAAAACAGGCUGAAAUCGCUCUUGACAAGAAAGCUCAAAAGGCAGAGGUUUCCGAGAUUAUUGCACAGAAGAUAUCCGAAGAAAUGGUGCAAGAAAGCCAGAAGUCCGAAGUUAAGGACUCUGACGCCAAAUCUAAGAAAGCAAAGGCCUUGGAGAAGAAACCAAUCGAAGAAGAAAAACUGGAGGACAAGAACCAAAAACAGAGUCAGAUCGAUGCUGACAAGAAAACUCAAAAGGCAGAUGUUUCCGAGGUUGUUGCAGAAAAGAUAUCCGAUGAGAAGGUGGAAGAAAGCCAAAAGACCGAGGCUAAGGACUCUGAAGCUAAAUCUAAGAAAGCAAAGGCCUUGGAGAAGAUGCCAAUCCAAGAUGAAAAACUGGAAGACAAGAACCAAAAACAUUCUGAAAUCGCUUCUGACAAGAAAGCUCAAAAGGCAGAGGUUUCUGAGGUUGUUGCAGAAAAGAUAUCCGAAGAAAAGGUGGAAGAAAGCCUGAAGUCCGAAGUUAAGGACUCUGGCGCUAAAUCUGAGAACCAAAAACAGGCUGAAGUCGCGGUUGACAAGAAAGCUCAAAAGGCAGAAGUUUCCGAGGUUGUUGCAGAAAAGAUAUCCGAAGAGAAGGUAGAAGAAAGUGAAAAGACCGAAGUUAUGGACUCUGCAGCUAAAUCUAAGAAAGCAAAGUCCUCGGAGAAGAAGUCAAUCGAAGAAGAAAAACUGGAAGACAAGAACCAAAAACAGGCUGAAGUCGCUGUUAACAAGAAAGCUCAAAAGGCAGAAGUUUCUGAGGUUGUUGCUGAAAAGAUAUCCGAAGAAAAGGUGGUAGAAAGCCAAAAGACCGAGGUUAAGGACUCAGAAGCUAAAUCUAAGAAAGCAAAGUCCUCGGAGAAGAAGUCAAUCGAAGAAGAAAAACUGGAAGACAAGAACCAAAAACAGGCUGAAAUCGCUGCUGACAAGAUAGCUCAAAAGGCGGAGGUUUCCGUGGUUGUUGAGGAAAAAAUAUCCGAAGAGAAGGUAGAAGAAAGGAAAAAGACCGAAGUUAUGGACUCUGAUGCUAAAUCUAAGAAAGCAAAGUCCGCAAAAAAGAAGUCAAUCGAAGAAGAAAAACUGGAAGACAAGAACCAAAAACAGGCUGAAAUCACUGUUGACAAGAAAGCUCAAAAGGCAGAGGUUUCCGAGGUUGUUGCAGAAAAGAUAUCCGAAGAAAAGGUGGAGGAAAGCCAGAAGUCCGAAGUUAAAGACUCUGGUGUAAAAUCUGAGAAAGCAAAGGCCUCGGAGAAGAAACCAAUCGAAGAAGAAACACUGGAAGACAAGAAACAACAACAGGCUGAAAUCGCUGCUGACAAGAAAGCUCAAAAGGGAGAGGUUUUAGAGGUUGUUGCAGAAAAGAUGUCUGAAGAGAAGGUGGAAGAAAGACAAAAGACCGAAGUUAAGGACUCUAAAGAUAAAACUAAGAAAGCAAAGGCCUCGGAGAAGAAGCCAAUCGAAGAAGAAAAACUGGAAGGCAAGAACAAAAAAGAGGCUGAGAUCGCCACUGACAAAAAAGCUCAAAAGGCAGAGGUUUCCGAGGUUGUUGCAGAAAAUAUAUCCAAAGAUAAUGUGGAAGAAAGACAAAAGACCGACGUUAAGGACUCUAAAGAUAAAACUAAGAAAGCAAAGGCCUCGGAGAAGAAACCAAUCGAAGAAGAAAAACUGGAAGACCAGAACCAAAAACAGGCUGAGGUCGCUGCAGAUAAAAAGGAUAAUAAAAUAGUUGACGUCAAUGAUGUUAAAGUUGACGCUGAGAGGACGGCGGUCCUGGAUGACGAAUUAGUUAUUCCGAAACGAAAGCCGUACGAUGCUGAAGAAACUGUCGACUCCAGUAGCUUGCAAACGUACAAGUCAAUGGGUACAGAGUACAAGGAUAGAAAGGAGUCCCGAAGUGCCAAGCGGAAGCCAACUGUGGAUAUACAACUGACCAACCGAAACACGGCGUCUGGCAGCGACCUCAAGUUGACUUGUGGGCUGUCAGGUCACGACAUGACUGUGCAGUGGUUCAAGGAGAAUUGUCCCAUCGAGAAUGGUGCCAAGUACAGGAGGACAUUGAACGACGGACUGUCGUGCCUUGAAAUUAAAUCGGUCGAACUUACUGACUCUGGCAUUUACCGCUGCAUAGCGUCCAAUCAAAAUGGAGAAGUCGAAACUAGCUGUCUUGUGACUAUAUACGAAGCACCUUCAAGUAAAUUUGGCACUCCGCCAAUAUUUACACGCAACAUUCGAGAGUACUACCAUCUGCGUGACGACGAGCUGACCAUCGAGUGCCACGUCCACGGCUACCCGCGACCAGUGAUCACCUGGUGGCGCGGCGCCUUCCAGGUGAAGCCAAGCUACAAAUUCACCAUGCUGGAGGAGGCGCACGGUGUGUGCAAGCUGCUGAUCUACAAGCCGGGUAACAAGGAUGGCGGCAUCUACACCAUGAAGGCCUUCAACUCCAGCGGUGAGGUGCAGAUCAACCACACGGUGGAGGUGGCCCGCAACCUGCACUACCAUGUGCCCGGCAUCUUCCACGCCCGCGAUAAGAUCCAGCUAGACAGCUUAAAGCAGGCCAAGAAGGCCAUGGAUGAGGCUCUCAAGUCGAAGGCCGACUCCGACCAGAGAAGGGCGGAGGCGGAGGAGGAGCAGCUGCGUCUGCAUCCGGCAAGGGCCACUCCGGAAAAGCUGGUGCCCGCCAAGCAGAAGUUGGCAUUUGCCACCCAGCUGCGCGAUCGCAUGGCGCUCGAGGGUUCCACCGUUAAGUUCGUGGCCACGGUAAUUGGACCCGCUCCCAAUACCCGCUGGAUGAAGGACGACAAGUGGGUGGUGGUGGGCGGCAACAUCAAGAACCUGUCCGAGGAGGGCAAGGCCAUCAUCGAGCUUAGCAACGUGACCGGCGCCGACUCCGGUGUCUACAAGUGCGUGGCCAAAAACGAUCUCAGCGAGAUCGAGACCUCCUGCUACUUCAAGGUGUACGCGGCACAGGCGGAUGGUGACGAGUCGGAGCCCAUUUUCGCCCUUCCCCUGCGAGAUGUGUACCAUGCCUCACAGAACGAUCUGAUUCUCGACACGAAGGUGCGCGGCAACCCCCGCCCAGAGAUCUCGUGGACCAAGGACCAGAUACCCGUGGUGAUCGACGAUCGGGUGGUGCAGAUCGAGCACUUGGACGGCAUCUGCGAGCUGAUUAUCAACAAGCCGACGAUCAAUGACAACGGCAUCUAUGUCUGCACCGCCAAGAGCAAACUGGGCACUCAGUCGACCACCCACACGGUCGUCGUCGACACCACUCACACGUCGCGUCGGUCGAGCAUCCUGUCCGCCAUUGCCAUGCAGGAAGGAGGCGAGUCAGCCGAGGGGGGCAAGGCCAAGGGCAAGAAGAAGAAGGACGACGAGCCGGAGGCCGCCGGAGAAGGUGGCUACGAGCGCCGCAGCCGGAUGCCGGAUCCUUCGCCCAAGCAGAUGCUGUACUUCACGGUCAACCUGUCCAAUCGGUACGUGGCCGAGGGCUCCAAGGUCAAGUUGCAGGCCGUCAUUGGCGGACCCCAGCCGAUGAUCAAGUGGCAGAAGGAUGACCAGAAUGUCACCUAUGGACCCAACAUUCGCAACAUGAACCGCGACUGCUUGGCGGUGCUAGAGUUUGUCAAUGCCCAAGUGGAGGACUCGGGCACCUACUCCAUUAUUGCCCAGAAUGAGUCGUGCAAGAUCACCACCUCCGCCAUGCUGCAUGUCUACCAGGCCAAGGUCAACACGGAUGUGCAACCCGUCUUCAUUCGCUCUCUGAAAGAAACCUAUCACCUGAACACCAACGAGCUAAUCCUGGAGACGGCUGUGAGGGGUCAGCCCACUCCCGAGGUCCAGUGGUUCAAGGACAGCAUCGAGAUCCAAAGCGGCGGUCGCUACCAGCUUAUCGAGCACCAGGACGGCACCCGGGAGCUCAUCAUCGAUCGGCCGGAUAACAAGGACUCCGGCAAGUAUGUGCUCAAGGCGGAGAGUCGCGCCGGCAAGAUGGAGAUCUCGCACUACGUGCUCUUCGAGGGUCAGGCCCAUCACAUCUCGGACAACAUCCACGGUGUGUUCCAUGCGGACAAGAGCCUUCUGCGCCCCAAGGAGGUGGAGAAGCCAGUGGAGAAGAAGCCUGCUCCUGCGGCUGCUGCCGCCGAGCCGGAAUCCGAGGCCGAGGACGGCAAGACAAAGAAGCGUGGCAAAAAGGAGGAGGAUGACUCCUCGGCCUACGCUACCGAUUACGCCUCCGAUACCGCCAGCUUGUCAAGCAAGCGUCGCGAAAAGAACAUCGCGAUCCAUUUCAGCACUUCGAUGAGAGAUCGCGUGGUGGCCGAGGGAUCCAAAGUGAAAAUUUCCUGCUUCCUGGAGGCCAAGGAGCCCCAAGUCAAGUGGUUUAAGGACGGCGAGCAGAUCCAAAACUCGCCGAAGAUCAGGGGCAGGUACAGCGAGGGCCUGUGCCUUCUGGAGAUCACGAGCGCCACCGCCGAGGACAAUGGCGAGUACAAGUGCUGGGGUCGUGACGAGACCGGUGAGGCCUCCACCUCGUGCCGUCUGGAGGUGUACGAGGAUCCGGGCACAGGUGAUGUGCCACCCACCUUUACGCGCAACAUCAAGGACACGAUGCACGGCAAGAUCAACGAGCUGCAGCUGGACGUACAUGUGCGCGGCCUGCCCACUCCCUCGGUCACGUGGGUGAAGGAUGGCGUCAAGGUGGAGAACAGCGACAAGUACCAGCAGGUUGACCACGACGACGGCACCUGCGAGCUGUUCAUCAGCCAUCCGAAGGCCUCGGACAGCGGCAAGUAUGUGUGCCAGGCGGAGAAUCGCGAGGGCAAAACUGAGAUUGUCCACGUGAUCACUGUGGAGCCGCGAGUCAGGGCUCCUCGCAUCUCGCCGCCCAGGGAGGGCAGACCUCCACGUCCGACCGGUGAUGAGGAGGCAACUCCAGCCGGAGAAGAAGGCGCCGAAGGUGAGGGCGGCGAGGGUGGCGAGGGAGGAGAGAAGCGCCGCAGGAAGCCCAAGCCGGAUGAGGAGGAGCAAACCAGCUCCAGACGUGAGGUGCCACCGCCGCCGGAUCUAAGGAAGCGCCUCUACUUCAGGAACUUCCUCUCCAACCGAACGGUGAAAUCGGGCAGCAACGUCAAGUGGAUGGUGAAUAUUGAUGGACCUGAGCCAACGGCCAAGUGGUUCUUUGGUGACCAACCGAUAGCCUUCGGACCGAGGAGCAAGAUGUCCAUGCAGGACGGUAUCGCCUGGUUGAACCUCGUUGGAGUCACAGAAGAGGAUGCCGGAGAAUACACUUUGCGGGUCAGGGGUAGUGAAAACGAAAUCGUGAGCACUUGCAAUUUGUUUGUGUACAGCACGGCCAAGCCGGAAGUUAUUUCGCCCACCUUUGUAGUGGGUAUCAAAGACACAUAUUCUCUCAACGAGAAUGAGUUGGUUCUGGAUUGCCGCGUACGUGGCCAGCCGCGUCCCGAGAUCCAGUGGGUCAAGGGCACCGAACCCAUCGAAAGCAACGAGAAGUACAAGCUGAGCGACCAGGCCGAUGGCUACGCCAAGCUGACCAUUGUGAAUCCCACGGAAAAGGAUUCGGGCGUCUAUUGGUGCGUGGCCCGCAACGAGGGAGCCGAGAACAAGAUCUCCCACCAGGUGGACUUCAAGGGCCGCCAGCACUACUCGCUGCAGAAGACGCACGGCUUCUUCCACCGCGACCCCAACAAGCCGCACUUCCUGCUACCCUUGGGCAACCAGACGGUCUGCAACGGCGGCACCGUGGCCAUCUCGGCAGAGUUCAUGCAGACCAGCACACCAAUCGAGGUGAAGUGGCUCCGCGAUCGCCGUGUGGUGGAUGGACCCAAUGUGAAGGCCCUGACCGACAAAGGCGUCUACACGCUGACCAUCAUGAAUGCCGGUCCCGAGGUUGAGGGCACCUAUACCUGCCGCGCCUCCAACGCCUUCGGUCGCAUCGAGUCCAAUGUCAACGUGGACGUUGCCGUGGGAGCUGAGAAGGAUGAGCGUCCUCCGUUGUUCCUGUCGCGACCGGACACCGAAAUGAAGAUCGCCGUGGGCGAUCCCUUCUCGCUGUCCUUCCGCAUUGCCGGCGAACCGAAACCGAAGCUCACCUUCAUGAAGGGCACGAAGGACAUUACCCAGUCGGAUCGGGUCAGCAAAGAGGUGUCCGACGACUACACAAGAUUCUCUGUGCAGCAAGCCCAGAUCUCCGAUUCUGGCACUUACUUCGUGGUGGCCCGCAACAACUUUGGCACUGACAGGAUAUUCGUCACUGUGACGGUAAACCCGCGCGCUCGCUCCGCCACUCCAACGCAACCACGCUGGGGCCUUCCCCUGGACAGCUAUAGCGACACUUCGUAUUUCAGAGAUCCACCGGGUUGCAUUUCCACCGAACCCCUGGUCGUUGAUUCUGGACCCACCCACAUCUCAUUGUCAUGGGGCAAGCCGGUUAGUGCCAAUUCUGCUCCGGUGAUGGCCUACAAGGUGGAGGCCUGGGUUGUGGGUCACGAGGGCGGCGCCUACUGGCGGGAGCUGGGCCUGACGCCCAUCAACUCCUUCGACGCCUUCAACCUGAAGCCCAACGUGGAGUACCACUUCCGAGUGACGCCCAAGAACCGAUAUGGUUGGGGACCCACAGUCCAGACCAGUAGUGCCCUCCAAGUGGGCGGCGUCGAGUGCCUGCCGGAGUUCGUCAAGAUCCUGCCGGGCCAGGCCAAGGCGCUGCUCGGCUCCUCCUUCACCCUGCAGUGCAACAUGCGUGGAGCGCCGAGGCCGCAGGUCAACUGGUUCAAGGAUGGCAUUCAACUGAGCAGCAGUUCGGAACGCGUCAAGAUUCGGCAGAUCGGUUCCACCUGUGCCCUAACCAUCGCCACGGUCAGCGAACUGGACUCCGGCCGAUACACCUGCGAGGCCACCAACUCUAAGGGCAGAGUCUCCACCUUUGCCCGCCUCCAGGUUGUCUCUGAUUCGCGGAUCUAUGAGGCGGACUCGCGUCUGAAGGAGAUUGCCCAUGGUCGUAAUGUGGCUGAUGUCGGUGACUCACUGCCCAUUUUCACUAUGCGCCUGAGGGAUCGUCGCGUCCAGGUCACCUACCCAGUGCGACUCACCUGCCAGAUUGUGGGCUAUCCCGUUCCGGAGAUCCUGUGGUACAAGGACGAUCAGCUCAUCCAUACCGAUAGGAAGCAUCUCAUCAGUGCCGAGGGACAGUUCUUUACGCUGGAAAUUGCCGCAACCACGUUGGACGACAGCGGUACCUACACCUGCCUGGCGAAGAACGAACUGGGCUCCGUGUCCUGCCACUGCACCCUGGUCGUGGACAAGGGCAUCCGGGCCUACAUCUCACCCGACUUCUAUGUGCCCUUGGAUCCCUUCUACAUUUUCCGUGAGGGCUCCGAAAUCCGCCUGUCCACGAAAGUGGAGGCAUAUCCAUCCGUUGGUGUCACCUGGCAUCGCAACGGGAUGCGCCUGCGUCCCAGUCGUCGACUGACCGCCACCUUGGACUCCAAUGGAUUUGUGGAGCUCAUCAUUGCCGAGGCUACGAUGAGGGAUGCCGGCAUUUAUGUGUGCGUUGCAUCCAACGUUGUGGGCAAAGUAGAGACCAUCUGCCGGGUGGCAAUUGAGGAGGAGGAGAACAAGUCAAUGGCUUCGUCACGUCAGCUGGAAAUUCCCAGCAUCAAGACUGAUGAUCUUCCUUAUUCCAAGGAGCCCCUGUUUGUGGUCAAGCCGCGUUCCAGCGAAGCCUACGAGGGCGACAACGUCAUCAUAUUCUGCGAGGUGGUCGGCGAUCCCAAGCCCGAAGUCGUUUGGCUGCGCGAUUUUCUGAACCCGGAGUACUACAAGGACGCGCCCCACUUCCGGCGCAUUGGAGACGGACCAGAGUACAGAUUGGAGAUACCCAGCGCCAAGUUGGACUUCACCGGCACCUAUUCCGUGAUAGCCAGCAAUUGCCAUGGCGAGGCCAAGGCUGUAAUAUCGCUACAAAUAUUCGCCAAAGAUAUACUCAACAAAAGCCGCAUGGAUAAAGUGCACACGAGACAUGGCAACAUCGAGACCCUUCCCCGAUUCGUUCGCAACCUGCGAAACCUGCGCUGUUGCGAUGGGGAUGCGAUAUCGCUGGAGUGCCACGUCGAGGCCGAUCCGGAGCCGUUCAUCAUCUGGGAGAAGGACGGGCACGUGGUGCCCAGCGAUCGGGACUACGUGAUGUCCUUCGAUGGCACGAAGGCCACGCUGAGCAUUCCGCGCGUGUAUCCCGAGGACGAGGGCGAGUACACAUGCGUGGCGAAGAACUCGGUGGGCCGCAGUCUCUCCUCCGCCUGCAUCAUCGUGGACGUGCCCGAGGAGAAGGAGAACAUGCUGAGUCGCCAGCUAACGCGUCCCAGUGGCCUGCUCUCCGCCCACUCCACGCCCCGUUCCACGCCGAGAUCGACGCCCGCCAGGAGCUUCUCCCCUCUGCGUCUAUCCUACCGCACCAGCAGCAUCGAUCUGUCCGGAAUUUCGGAGCGCAGGCGAAGUGACGCCCGCAAUGCCAUCACGGCGCCCAAGUUCCUCGCCAUUCCCUACAACCGCGUGGUCGAGGAGGGCGACAGCGUGCGCUUCCAGUGCGCCAUCUCCGGACAUCCCACGCCGUGGGCCACCUGGGACAAGGACGGCCUGAUUGUCACGCCCACGCCGCGCAUCGCCGUCAAGGAGAUCGACGACCUCCGCAUCAUCGAGAUCGAUGAGGUGUCCUUCGACGAUGCCGGCCUGUAUCGCGUCACGCUGGAGAACGACUUCGGGCGGAUCGAGGCCACCGCUCGCUUGGAUGUCAUCCGCAGCUCCCGCUACUCCAAGUCGCCCUCCGUGCGCAGUGUGCGCGCCUCCUCCUCCCGCCGAAACGCCCACUUGUACAGGCGCAUCAUGGGUCCAUCCACAGCAAUUGGCGGACGCAUGGCUCUGGCAAGUGGCUAUCGGGGCUCCUCGGUGCCCUCGGUGAGGUUCUACCACAACAACGUGGAGCUGGAGGAGUCGGAGCGAGUGCACAUUCUGCUGCAGGAAGAGGAAUCGAUGGCCCUGCUGAUCGUGGACAAUGUGACGCGAGAGGACGAGGGCCUGUAUACCUGCAUCUUUAGCGGCGACCACGAUCCCCUGAUCAGUUCCACCGCAGUCACCUUCCACGAACCAAAUACGGAGAUUCUGAGGCGUCGCGCCGUCAUCACGGAACCACUGCCUGAGAUUACUAAAUCGCUGGAGGGCGAGGUGAUCGAUCUGUGCUGCGCAAUCCAAUGCGACGAGCCCUACAGCUACGUGUGGCUGCGGAAUGGCGAAAUUCUACCGGACAGUGAUGAGUUCAAUUACAUUGAUCAUGGCAAUGGACGUCUGUGCCUGCGAAUCAACGACGCCUUCGACAUUGACUCGGGCAUCUACAGCUGCCAGGUGUUCACCAGCGGAAUCAAUGACUCCGCCUCCACCUGGAACUGGAACUGGAGCUCCACCUGCCACUCCGAUUCGCUGUCCAUCUCCAGCGAAUGCGACUGCAGCACCAGCGGGGAGCUGUGCGUUCUGGAGCGGGAUCUUCGUGGGCAGGAUGAGGAGUGUGUCCAGCUCCUGAAGUCACCACUUCCGGUUGUCUGCGGUUCCGGCGAGGAAGCCCUGUUCUACGCCCGUGUUUUCCCCUGCCAAGCGGAAGCCGAAUGGUACCUCAACGGGCAACUUUUGGCCCACUCGGAUGACUCACUUAACAUGACGUUGGAGUCAUAUCCAGAGAACGGCAUUCGGCUUCUGCGCAUGCGUGACGUCACCGCGUCAAGGAGCGGAGAGAUCUGCCUGCAGGUGAAGCACCCCCAGGCGGAAACCCGGCGCAUACCCGCCACCCGUACUUACACCACCCUCCUGGUACUGCCCGCCAUCAGGGGCAACAGCUCCAGCUCCUCGCUGGCGGCCAGAAGCUGCAUUUUGAGACGCCCCGAGGACUGCACCGCCCUCAUCGGUGGACAUGUUCGGCUGAGCGUUCGCUACGAGCCAUUCCCGGGCACCAAAGUCAUCUGGUACAAGGCGUGCCAUCCCAUUGUGGAGAGCUCCAAUGUGACGAUCCGGACUUCGGGCCAACAGUCGACGCUCUACAUCACGGACAUCUCGGCGGACGACAGUGGCAAGUACACGGUGGAGGUGAUGAAUGACUACGGCGUGGAGGCUUCGGCUGCCUCGGUGGCAGUUGAGGGUCCUCCAGAGCCACCAAGUGGCCAACCCAGCGUCUCCCUAGGACCAGAUCGCGUGGCAGUAGCCUGGUGCGGUCCACCCUACGACGGUGGCUGUAUGAUCACGGGCUUCAUCAUUGAGAUGCAGACCAUUGGUGAGGACUGCGAUAAGGACAACUGGCAGCAGGUGACCCGCGUGGUGGACACCCUGGCCUACACCGUCAAGAACCUCCAGCCGCAGCUGCAAUACCGAUUCAGGAUUCGUGCUGAGAAUAUCCACGGACGCAGUGAACCCGGUCAGGCCAGCGAACUGGUGCAGAUCACCAGCAAGCCACAGAGGACCACAGCGGAUGUCACCGAUCAUUUCGGCCAGUCGGUGAGCGUCCAAUCCGGCGGAGACUUCAAGUCGCGAUUCGAGAUCAUCGAGGAGCUGGGCAAAGGACGCUUUGGCAUCGUCUACAAGGUGCAGGAGCGCGGUCAGCCGGAGCAGCUGCUGGCUGCCAAGGUGAUCAAGUGCAUCAAGUCACAGGAUCGUCAGAAGGUGCUCGAGGAGAUCUCCAUCAUGCGUUCACUGCAGCAUCCGAAACUGCUCCAACUAGCAGCCUCCUUCGAAAGUCCCAGGGAGAUUGUCAUGGUGAUGGAGUACAUUACUGGCGGUGAGCUAUUUGAACGCGUGGUGGCUGACGACUUCACCCUGACCGAAAUGGACUGCAUCCUGUUCCUGCGACAGGUUUGCGAUGGAGUGGCCUACAUGCACAGCCAGAGUGUGGUGCAUCUGGACCUGAAGCCCGAGAACAUUAUGUGCCAUACCCGCACCAGCCACCAGAUCAAGAUCAUUGACUUUGGCCUGGCCCAACGGCUGGAUACGAAAGCGCCCGUCCGCGUCCUCUUUGGAACGCCCGAGUUUAUACCACCAGAGAUCAUUAGCUACGAACCCAUUGGAUUUAAGUCCGAUAUGUGGAGCGUAGGUGUCAUAUGCUAUGUGCUGCUAUCGGGUCUUUCCCCCUUCAUGGGCGACACCGAUGUGGAAACCUUCUCGAACAUUACAAGAGCCGAUUACGACUACGAUGACGAGGCCUUCGACUGCGUUUCCCAGGAGGCCAAGGACUUUAUCUCACAGUUGCUGGUGCACCGAAAGGAGGAGCGCCUGACCGCCCAGCAGUGCCUGGAAUCCAAGUGGUUGUGCCAGCGCCACGAUGACCAUCUCAGUAACAACAAGAUCUGCACGGACAAGCUGAAGAAGUUCAUCAUUCGGCGCAAGUGGCAGAAAACGGGCAAUGCCAUCCGUGCUCUUGGACGCAUGGCCAGUUUGUCGGUGUCGCGAAGGAACUCAGCCAUUGCCAUGGGCGCACUGAGUAGUCCAAGGCCCUCGAUUUCGGGACUGAGCAUGCUGACGGCCAGUGCCAUUGGCAUUGGGAUGAGUUCCCAGAUGACAUCCCUCCACGAAGAGGAGGACGACUUCAGCGUGGAGAUGCCGCCAGUGGAGAAGCGUACCGUACUUAAGCUGCGCGAUAAAUCACAGUGCAGUGAGCGAAGUGACUCCGGCUACAGCGAGUGCUCCAACUGCAGUGGAGCCCAGGAGACGCUGCUCCUCUCGUUGGCCAAGUCAAAGCUGGAGGCGAUUGCCAAGGCGAGCUCCUCCUCGCCCACCGUUGUCCAGGACGCGGAGCUUCACCCUGUCACCCUGGAACUGCCCGCCAAGGGCGGCGAGGCCAUCAUGCGAUCCGACUUCACCAACACCAUCAAGAUGCGGAAAAAGUCACUGGAGGACAGUGCCGCCCGGGAGAAGCCUAAGGCCAAGCCCCAGGUCAAGCCUCUGUGUGAGUCCAAGCUGAAGGUGUCCCAGCUGAAGGACAGGUUCCAGGUGUCCCCUCCUGCUUCUGCAUCCGCAUCCGCUGCUAACAAACCUCCGCUUGCCUUUGAGCCCUUCAAAAUAGCCAAGGUGGCGAGUGUGGGACGCAUCAGUAGAACAGAGGAGUCGGGGAAAACGGGACGAGGCACCGCUUCCAGCCUGCCCAGUGGAUCCUCCAAAGGCAGACCUCCUCAGGCGCGGUCCAUGCCCAGCUCUCCGCUGCCCCAGCGAUCCGCCACGCCGACGCGGCUGAUGAGCCAGCGGGUCCGCGAGGCCGCCGAGCGACUUGCCCAACAGCACACGGUGGCCAGUGCUCAGCGGCAGUUUGGCAAUGCCAAAAGUAUUGGCAAUGGCAAUGGCAAUGGGAACACGGCGAACACGGAGACAGGUCGCGAAUCACGCGCUCGACGUCUCAUCAACCGAUUCAACAACGAAACGCAGCAUAUCACGUCCUAGAUUAAGUCGGUUAAAUGCCGACCAACAUAACUUUAUUACAGAUUUAGCAGAUAUAGCAUUGUUAAGCAAGAAACCCCAGAGAAACUCUACGAACACUCGAAUAUGAAGCGAAUGCGAAGCGACUGCGGAUCAGAACGCACCCACAGUCCAGGAUCCACAACACACAGUGCACACCCAACCCCACACUCACAGUAGGAUAUGUCGGCAUCCAGGUGGAUGCACUCCCUCCAGUCAGAGGGACUGUACUUAGGCUAGAGGCAGCUAAGUGUUUAAAUUAUUGUAUCGAUUUAUAUACAUAUUUACCAUACUAAUUAAAGUUAAUGUAACGAAAAA